AUGGGCUCGAUCCCCGCCGCGCCCACGAGCCCCAACGGACUCUACGUGACGGUGCAGGAGACGUGUACGAAGCGCAUUGCGACGCUCGACUACCUGCGGCGCGCCCACGAAGGUCGCGUUUAUUUCUUCAAUGUGAUGCUGACGCCCCGCGCCGAUCUGCAAAAACUCGUCUACCCCGACGUCAAGAAGCUACAGAAGAAGGCGACAAACUUCUUCAUGCUUGGCAAUUCGCUCCCCAGCAUCCUCGAGCUCGGCGCGACGAGCCCCCUCGACUACCUGCGCGCUUUCAAUGCGCUCCUGCAAGAGUACGAGACACACAUCGCGCUGCCGCCCUCGAGACAACUCACCACGCGCGCGCACUCCAUGAGCCUUCCCAAAUUCUUCCACCGGUCAGGGCACACUGUGAAGCAGCGGCGGGGGAGCUCAGCGGCGAACACGUCGCUGCCGGAUCCACUAGGCCUGGAGCGAACGCGGAGCUCGAGCAACUCUUCGAUGUCCGGCCCGACCAUCUCGGCGCCGACAUACCCGGGCGAGGACACGGUACCUCCGCUGCCGAUAUCGCUCCCCGCCGCGCCCAUGGGCGGCAUUCCGGGCGAGGAGUACAUGUACCUCGCGACGCCCGCGCUCCCGUUCGAUCCCGACUACUUCGAAACCUUCGCGACGCUGUGCGACGUCCUCAUCGACGUGUACAGCCGCGUGCUCAGCCUGGUCAAUGGGCCCAACCUCUGCGGCCCCGGCGUCGGCGAGCUGUUCCUCAAGGCCGACGCGAAGAUCCGAAGGAUAGUCGUUUCUGGCACCGUGAGGGAGUGGGAGGAGGCGGUGAGGAACGGCGUCAAGCGAGAGGUCGGCGGCGUCGCGAGGGAGGUCCUCGGCGGGAUGCUGUAG
Messenger RNA from Tricharina praecox, 885 nucleotides. RefSeq lists its product as uncharacterized. Lineage: Eukaryota; Fungi; Ascomycota; Pezizomycetes; Pezizales; Pyronemataceae. The transcript is spliced from 2 exons. The record is from RefSeq and is a predicted model, not a curated record. The coding region runs from base 1 to 885 and encodes 294 amino acids.